AAGGCUUCCAAAAAAUUUUCAAGAUUGUCGAAAUCUUAAGAAGCAUCUAUAAACUUCAAAAACCUUCAAAAACUUAUCAAAGGAUCUCAAAAAGCUACAAAAACAACCCCCAAGUUGUAAAUGUCAAGAAAAUCAACUUAAAUUUCAAACCCCACCAAUUUUUAAUCACCAACACGUGAAUGGCUCAAAUUCUCACAAUAAAAUUAAGCUAUGGCAUUGAAUGGCUCAUCUGUUGGCUCCUCUUCAUGCAUCAUCAUCGAUGCAGUGAAUUUCCCGACCGAGAAUGCUGCGAUCCAGUCUUUCCAUUCGACAUAACAGAUCCAGAGCCAUUGCCACCGGCACUACCCACAACGACAAUAUCAUCAUCAUCAUCAGCACAUCAAACUUUAGCUGCUAAUAAUAUUUUACAACAUACGGGUGGUCAGGCACUGCCUGGACGAUCUGGGCCCAAUGUAAAGAUAGCAAUAGCAAUACUUAAUUGUAUAUUAGCUCGUCAACUGUGCUUCGAGGAUCCAUCAUGCUCAGCUAUUUUAGAAAUUAUACCACGGGUUUGUGGUCCAGUUCCAGUUGCCUGCAGCACAGUGACAGUAACGAAAUGUCAAGCAGCUCUCCGAACCCUCCAAGCAUUUCCAUUCUUCCGGCCAACAUGUCUGUGCAAAGAGCCGGGGGUGGAUCCCGACUGUAAUUAUUUUCGAGAUUUUCUCUUCGACCAUCCAUGUGGAUUUGUACUGAAAAAAGUCGAAAAGGAUCCGUAUCCAGUCGAUGCCUUACCAACAUGCAAUCAUGCAUUGUCCGUGUGUCAGCAGGAGCGAAAGUGCAUCAAAUUAUUUGAAGAUUUUAAACUUCACUGUAAAGUGAGGGAGAAUAAGUGCCGUAUGGAGGACAAAGAAGCUUGCCACGAAGCGUGGACAAAUCUUCGCCUAUCGCCAAUGUUUGGCUGCAUCUGUCCAAAUAAUCACAUGAAACGUCGAUGUGAUAAAAUAUUUAAUGUUGUUAAUCAUAAUCCUUGUGUCGAUGUUCUUCUUCCCACAGCACAUGACAUAGCCUCCGGCACAUCAACAAAUUCCGUUAAUUCCAAUUAUUUUCCCACAUCCGACUAUAUUGGCGAGAUUCGUCCUGCAUCUCGUUAUCCAUACACCUUCCCCUACUUCCUAUACCCAUCCUCACGUAAAAUUCCAAUUGCACUCGCCUCACACCGUCCUGAUAUUGAUGCACAUAACUAUAAUCGCACUUUGCACGUACCGCACCAUCGCACAAAUUAUAAUUAUAGUUACAAUAAUAAUAAUAACAAUAAUAAUGACAAUAAUUAUGAUGAUUUGGAUGAGAAUGAGAAUGUUAAGCACUUUAAUAGGAUUUUGCACACAUUUCAGCACAAUGAUAAUUUUAGUAGUGUUAGUCAUAAACCUAUGGCUAAUCUCACUAAUGGAUUGAUGCACUUGCAACGACAAUUGCAGAAGCAGAUCUAUGAUGUUGGUGAGAUUCACUUUUUCACUUUUUAUUUUUAA
Messenger RNA from Chironomus riparius, 1505 nucleotides. NCBI's taxonomy places the organism in Eukaryota, Metazoa, Arthropoda, Insecta, Diptera, Chironomidae. The record is from the annotation of a GenBank genome assembly.